Molecule: messenger RNA, 1560 nt
Organism: Phodopus roborovskii (desert hamster)
Lineage: Eukaryota; Metazoa; Chordata; Mammalia; Rodentia; Cricetidae
Gene: Trim60
Product: tripartite motif containing 60
Molecular function (GO): protein binding; zinc ion binding
Source: RefSeq, a predicted model, not a curated record
AUGAUGAAGAAGAAAAAGGACAAGAAACAUAAAAAGGGUAAGAAGCACAAAAAAACACAAGAAGGACAAGGUGUGGCUGUAGCCACUGCAGCUCCUGCAACCUCUGCAGCUGUGUCUGCUGCCGCAACCACAUCAGCACAGGAAGAGCCUGUGGCAGACCCAGAGCCCGGGAAGGAGACUGAAAGAGAAGCUGAAAACAACCUUGAUGACUUAGAGAGAGACCCAGUGAGCAUUAAAUAUGGUGACAACUUUUGUCACGCUUGCCUCAAUUUUUCCUGGAAAGAUCAAAGGGGCAUCUACCCCUGCCCUAUCUGCCCCUCUUAUUUCCCACAGAAACACUUCAGCAAGAACUUCCAGAUCUGUAACUUCACUGAUCCCAUGAAGCAACUGUAGAAGAGGGCCCAGAGCAGAGAGAGGAGGUCUGAAAGGCGUGCUGUGUGUCAGAGGCACAAUCAGCCUCUGACCCUUUUCUGUAUGGAGGAUCUAAACAUCUUAUGUAUCCAGUGAAAAUUGUUUGACAAACACAGGAUGCUUUGUCUUGAUUGGAAAGCUGCCCCUCGUCAUAGGAGAAUUCUAGAAGACAGCAUGAGGCCUUUGGAGUGUAAGCUGAAACAAGCUGAACCAGCACUGGUCCUGCAGCACAGAAGAGCUCUUGAACUGAGGAGCAUGUUUGGAUACAAAAAACAAGAGGUACGUUUUGAAUUUGAGCAACUCCAACUGUUUAUGCAGAAUAAGCAUGAGGCACUGCUAAAUGACAUGUACACUGAGGAGCUGGUGGAUUGACCAAAGCUGCAGGGAUAUCUUGGGACCCUGUCAGACCAUGUACACACAUUAGAAGAUUUGUUGGAGGAAGCAGAGUCACAUGUCACACUCCAAACAAGCGCUCCAAGAGUCUGCCACAGAUUUGAAAACCUGAGAUGCAGCCUGAGCUCUGGGCCCCUGCCAGAGAUCAGCCUAUCUCUGACAAAGUAAUAUGGUCUCGUUCUCCUGCCACAGUAUUUUGGUUUGGAGAGAGUCAUUGAGCGAUUUCAAAUAGAUGUGAUGUUUGAUCUUGACACAGCACACCCUCAGCUUGUUAUUUCUGAGGACAGAAAAUAUAUGCUUUAUAAAGAGGCAGGAAGUGUCUGUGCUCGCCCUGGGAGAUUUCCCCUCUGGCCUGCUCUUCUAGGAUGUAAAGGAUUUCAUUCGGGUCAUUGUUACUGGGAGGUAAAAGUGGGAAACAAGCCACAUUGUGUGUGUCAAGACAGCCUUCCUGGGGACUGGAGUGAGCAGCCCUCAGUUGCUGGGGGCUUCUGGGCAGGAGGGAGAAACAGUGAGAGCAGCUAUGUCACCUACAGGCAAAGAACUAAGGUUCUGCCAGUUGCAGCCAGCAAGAUCGAUUUUUUGGAUUAUGAAUUGAGUGAUCUCUUCUUCUGUAAAAUGAAUGACAUUUCUCCCCUCUACACUUUCAGUAAUCCCUUUGCCACCACAAUUUGGCCUUAUUUCUGCACAGGAACAGAUUCUGAACCUCUUAAAAUAUUACCCACACUACAUCUGCAUAACAGAAACUACAGGUCUUAG